AUGCAGCUCCAGGGCCGUUCGCGUGUGUCCCUCACGCCCCAGCAGCUUCGUGUGUGGUACGCCUGUUGGGAUUGUCGGGGUGGCAGUAGUGGGAGUCGUCCUGGAGUGGGUAGUUCGGGAGCUUCUUGUAGUGGCCCUGUGCAGCAGCAGCGUCCUCCGCGCGAGAAUCUUUCGCCUCAGGAGCUUCGUGAGUGGCCUGUUGCUGUCUCCCUGGCUGACCCCUCUGGGGGCCCGGUCCUUGCGACCUCCACCACUGCCCUCCCUUGUCCUGCUGUCCCGUCCGGCACACUGUCGGGCCUUUACCUCCCCUCGUUCUCUACGAACUUGGUGGCGGGUUCCACGCUCCAGGACGUGGGUGUUCACCAGUUCACCCAUGCCUACGAGCGGGUGACACUGCACGCGUGCCCAGACGGGUCGUCACCUGGCUACCUUCACUCGGCAGCCGGGGGGCGGCAGCGUGCCACCCCUCACUCUUCUAAGUUCCCCCCGAUAGAGGCUCCUCUGCAGACCCUUCACAUGGACGUGUGGAGCCCAGCCCGCGUCCAUGGACAGGCCGGAGAACGCUACUUCCUGCCUGUAGUUGAUGACUACACGCGUUACACCACGGUCUUCCCCUUGCGCACCAAGGGAGAGGUCCCUGCUAUCUUGAUCCCUUGGAUCCGCGCUACUCGUCUCCACAUGGAGAGGCACUUUCGCACGGACCUUCCCGUCCUGCGACUGCACUCUAGCAGAGGUGGUGAGUUUUCCUCUGGACUCUUGGAGGCCUUCUAUCAGAGGGAGGGCAUUGAGCAGACGUUCACGCUUCCGGCCUCUCCUCAGUAG
Closterium sp. NIES-65 is the source of this 822-nucleotide messenger RNA. The record is from the annotation of a GenBank genome assembly. NCBI's taxonomy places the organism in Eukaryota, Viridiplantae, Streptophyta, Zygnematophyceae, Desmidiales, Closteriaceae.